GGACUUUAUACUCUUUAUACUUUUUGUUGUCUUUUUAUUACUUUUUUUUUCAAACUUAGAUCUUAUUUGUGUUGCUUCGUCUCCUUUUGCAUCUGAUCUUUGUCUUACUUCUUGUUUACAUUUUGUACAUUUUUGGUCAUUUCUUGUCUUUCUGCUUCUUUCUAAUUGUCUUUUUCGUUUUACUUUUAGAGUGUUUUUUUUACUUUUGUUUUGUCUGCUUACUUCCUGCGUCUCAUUUCCUCUCACAGUUUUUUUGUUCCGUAUUUACUCUUUUUUUUAUCAUUUCCUGCUUGAUUCUUGUCUUUUCCUCUCCACUUUUUGUUAGAUUUUCUCUACAAUCUAGACAAGUACGUGUGUCGUUUUUUGUCUUUCUGCUUAUUUCUAAUCUUCUUUGACAUUUUUCUUGCUUUUGUCUUGUUUUUGUUGUUAACCUCUUGCAUAUUUCUUGUACUCUUUGCAUAUCUAUUGUGCUGAUUUUUAUAAUUUUCUGCUUGUUUUGAGUCUUUAUUUUACCCUUUUCUCUUAAUGUUUGCCUAAUUUUUAUUGCUCCUUUGCAUCUUGCGUAUAAUUUUUGUUUGAGUUUUGUUCAUUUUGUGUAAUUUCUUGUCUUACUGCUUGUUUCUAAUUGUCUUUUUCUUCUUAAUUUUUCUCAUUUAUAACCUCCGUUUCAUUUCUUCUCACUGUUUUCUUCGGUGUUUGAACCAUUUUUUGUCAUUUCCCUUUUUCUCCCAGCUUUUAUCCCAAUUUGUCACACUUAUUGUGUAAAAUCUCAAAUCUGGACAAAUAUGUCCUUCCUUCCAUUUCUUGUCUUUCUGCUCAUUUCUUAUCCUCUUUUUCGUUAGUUUUUUGUGUUGUUUCUUGUCUUUUUUGCCAUUCUCUCUUUUUUUGCCUCAUUUUGCCUCACUUUCCCCCCCCCAUUUUUUGGUCAGUUUUGACUUGAAACCAUGAGAAAUUCUAAAAGUCAGAACCGCAGGUUGAAGAUGCGGCUACCGGUGCUGCACUCCAAGCGGCGUCCAUCGCUGUCCAAAGAUCAGUUUGAGGGGGUGGUUGUGGACUACCUGCAGCCCAAUAGUGAAGAUGUCCCCCUGAAGGAGUUCCGCAUCCCGUCCAAGGAGAGCUGCAUGCAGUCAGAGACGGAGGCCCUCAUAGAACAGGACCUGGACCCCCCGACCCCGACCGCCCAGCCCUCUGCCAAGCGGCGUUCCUUGCUAACUGAGCGGCUGGACCCAGGUGUCCCCUUCCCCAUCGGGAUCUUGCCCCGGAGUUGUUCCCGGGACAGCGUGCAAAGCCUGAGACGCGCCUCCUCGCUGGACGACAUCGACGGGAUGAAGGCGGACUGGAAGACUCGGCCAGGAGAAGUCCAGAAUAACACCAAUCUUAAGCCAAGCGUGCUCAGCUCCACGUCCGACUCGGACCUGAUGAGGCACAGAACCAUCAGGACCAUCCCCCAGUUGACCCUCACCUUCGGCUCGGACCGCGUGAGACCGCCCUCGCCCACUGAGAUCGAAAUCAUCGCCCCCAGCAAGGUCAAAGAUCGAACCCAGAAUGUCACCGAGAAGGUCACCCAGGUCACACAGGUGUUGUCCCUGGGCGCCGACGUGCUUCCCGAGUACAAGCUCCAGACGCCGCGCAUCCACAGGUGGACCGUCCUCCACUACAGCCCCUUCAAGGCGGUGUGGGACUGGGUCAUCUUGCUGCUGGUCAUCUACACGGCCAUCUUCACGCCCUACUCGGCCGCCUUCCUGCUCAACGAGGUGGAGGAGGACCGCAGGAGGACGUGCGGCUACACCUGCAACCCUCUGAACGUGGUGGACCUGGUGGUGGACGUCAUGUUCAUCGUGGACAUCCUCAUCAACUUCCGGACCACCUACGUCAACCACAACGACGAGGUGGUCAGCCACCCUGGCCGUAUCGCCCAGCAUUACUUCAAGGGAUGGUUCCUUAUCGACAUCGUGGCCGCCAUCCCCUUCGACCUGCUCAUCUUUCGCUCUGGCUCUGAGGAGCCCCAGACGACCACUCUGAUCGGCCUGCUAAAAACGGCGCGGCUGCUGAGGUUGGUGCGCGUGGCUCGCAAGCUGGACCGCUACUCGGAGUACGGCGCCGCCGUCCUCUUCCUCCUCAUGUGCACCUUCGCCCUCAUUGCUCAUUGGCUGGCGUGCAUCUGGUACGCCAUCGGCAACGUGGAGCGCACCAGCUCGGCCCGCAUGGGCGCCUUGAAGAUCGGCUGGCUGGACAACCUGGCCGAGCAGAUCGGCAAACAGUACAACGACAGCGACGUGGCGUCGGGGCCGUCCAACAAGGACAAGUACGUCACAGCGCUCUACUUCACCUUCAGCAGUCUCACCAGCGUCGGCUUUGGCAACGUGUCGCCCAACACCAACCCCGAGAAGAUCUUCUCCAUCUGUGUCAUGCUCAUCGGCUCUCUGAUGUACGCCAGCAUCUUCGGCAACGUGUCGGCCAUCAUCCAGAGACUCUACUCGGGUACGGCCCGCUACCACACCCAGAUGCUGCGGGUCAAAGAGUUCAUCCGCUUCCACCAGAUUCCAGGAGGCCUGAGGCAGAGGCUGGAGGAGUACUUCCAACACGCCUGGUCUUACACCAACGGCAUCGACAUGAACGCUGUGAGUGAGGACGUCCGACUGGGAACACGAAUGAAUGGCGGACACUCCCUCACUGUUACAAUCUCCUGUGUUUGCAUUCAGGUGUUGAAAGGUUUCCCUGAGUGUCUGCAGGCCGACAUUUGCCUCCACUUGAACCGCAGCCUCCUGCAGCAAUGCAAAGCCUUUCGUGGCGCCAACAAAGGAUGCCUGCGCGCUUUAGCCGUGCGCUUCAAGACCACACACGCUCCACCUGGCGACACCCUGGUCCACAGCGGGGACAUUCUCACCGCCCUCUACUUCAUCUCCAGAGGCUCCAUUGAAAUCCUGCGGGACGACGUGGUGGUAGCCAUACUGGGAAAGAACGACAUCUUCGGCGAGUCCCUCAGCCUGUACGGGAGGCCCGGGAAAUCCAGCGCUGACGUGCGGGCGCUGACCUACUGCGAUCUUCACAAGAUCUUCAAGGACGACCUGCUGGAGGUUCUGGAUAUGUAUCCUGACUUUGCUGACACCUUCUGGAACAACCUGGAGGUUACCUUUAACCUGACAGAUGCAGAUCGAGUAAACCAGUCAACCCCGAGCAAGGACUCUGACUAUGGCUGUAGGACGACGAGACACCGCCGAGGCUCCCCGCGACGUCGCAACAGACCCGACGGCAUGGACCGAGAGGACCCGUACCCGGACCAGGCGUGUCCCAUGGCCAACCAUCACCGAGGCUCCAUGGCGGGACCGCGCUGGGACGAGCGGUGCAGCAGCGACAGUUUCUCUUCCGAGUCCAGCGACGAGGAGAUGAAACGGGUGAGACGCAGCAAGGGGGAGCUGUACCCCGCCUCUGGAGACGCCAGAGACUACCCCUCGGCGGUCAUCAACCGCCUGCCUCACAGCAGACCCUCAGCGGGCAUGGGCAAGCCCGUAGACCUUGGAGGUCCACCGUACUCAGCAGCAGUCCCUGUCAGUAUGUCAGGACUCUACGGAUACUGGCCGGACCGCAGAGCCAGUCAGUUCUCAGACACCCAAAGGCGCUCAUCGUCAGCCAGAAACACUUUCCAUCCUCCUCCUUGUGCUGAGGACCGGCCAAGUGAGCUGCAAUCCAGACUGGAGCUUCUACAGUCGCAGUUAAAUAGGCUGGAGAGCAGAAUGACAGCAGACAUCACCGUCAUCCUGCAGCUGCUCCAAAGGCAGAUGGCGCCCGUUCCCCCCGCCUACAGCGCCGUGUCACCCGGCCCUCAUCCACCUCCUCAUCCACCUCACCCUACCACCUUGUACGGCGGCGGCCCGCAGGCCAUCCACACCGUUCCUGCAAUGCCGCCGGUCCAGAUGGACAGCACCGCCUCGCUGCUAGAGAGUCCAGUGUCGGACUUCAAGCACAAGUCCAAGGACUCGCUGUCCAGCGGGAUCCACGUUACGGUGGCCUCUGACGACACCAUGUCAAUGUCCCCCGAGGCGGAGCCUCCACGUCUGCCUUCAGUGGACCUCACGCCUCCUCAGCUGGAGCCUAAACCACUGCUGUGUGGCAGCCAGCGCUUCCCCUCCCUGCCUGAGCACCUGGAGACGUCCUCGCAGGUGCAGGAGAUCCAGAGGCACGUCUCGGACCCUGUCCUGCCCGGCAGCUAGAACACCACCAGCAGGAGGUCUGGACUGUUGGACUUGUUCCUCACUCUUCCUCCUCAUCCUCCUCCUCAUCUUCCUGUCAAGGAGCAUCCAGGCAGCACUGAAAACACAAACGUAUAUAUGUAAACAAAGAAAAAAGUCACAAGAUAUAUUUUCAAAAUGAAGUCAUAAUUACCAGGAUAAACUUCAAUUAUUACAAGAUAAAUAUUAGCAAAAAAUAAUAUAUUUUUGCCUGAAAAAGAUAAAAAAUAUUUUGAGGAUAAAGGUCAUCAUUUUAGGCAUAAAAGUUGUAAUAUAUGAAAUGAAGUUGUCAAAAAAAAAAAAAAAAAAUAGUUUGCAAUUUUUGAAAGAAAGUAAAAAACAGACAUAAUAUUUAGAAACACAUAUCCAGCAAUACAACAUAAAUAUUAACAGAAAAAAAAUAUUUAUAUGAAAAAGGCAAAAAAAAUAUUUUGAGGAUAAUGGUCAUCAUUUUAGGCAAAAAAAAAAAGUUAUAUCCCGAAAUUAAUUUGUCAGGAAAAAAAGUUUGGAGAAAUAUUUAAAUACAUUUGAAAGAAAGUACAAAACCAGUCAUAAUUUUACCCAAAAAAAACAUCUCCAGCAGUUGAGAUAUUGCAAGUUGUAUAAUACUUUUUUAUGCAAAAAAAGGUAAUUGUAGGUUGAAAGGAUUACAAAGAUUACAUUUUCCUGAAUAAUAUUGUAAUAUUACAAGAUAAAUGUAAGCAUAAAAAAUAUUUUAACAUGAAAAAUGUACAAAUGUUUUAAGGAUAAAGGUCAUUAUUUUAGGCAACGAGUUUAAAUAUUACGAAAUAAAGUUGUCCAAAAAAAAAAGUUUUGAGAAAUAUUUAAAUACAUUUGAAAGAAAGUACAAAACCAGUCAUAAUUUUACCAAAAAAAACCAUCUCCAGCAGUUGAGAUAUUGCAAGUUGUAUAAUACUUUUUUAUGCAAAAAAAGGUAAUUGUAGGUUGAAAGGAUUACAAAGAUUACAUUUUCCUGAAUAAUAUUGUAAUAUUACAAGAUAAAUGUAAGCAUAAAAAAUAUUUUAACAUGAAAAAUGUACAAAUGUUUUAAGGAUAAAGGUCAUUAUUUUAGGCAACGAGUUUAAAUAUUACGAAAUAAAGUUGUCCAAAAAAAAAAGUUUUGAGAAAUACAUUGCAAUUUUUGAAAGAAAGUACAAGAACAGUCAUAAUUUAAAAAAAAAAAUACAUCUCCAGGAAGUUGAGGUAUUGCAAGAUAAAGUUGUUUUUAAUGCAAAAUAAGUAAGAAAUUGUAGGUGAAAAGAUUAAGUUUACCUGAAUAUGUUGAAAUAUUGCAAGAUAAAGUUUUAAUUCUUAAAUAAAUACAUUUAAAGGAUACAAGGUUCAAGUCAAUGUUUUUCUUCUAACUUGAUCCAUAAUAUUUUCCUAUUUUCCUUUUCAAUGCUGCUUGGCCUUUUUCCCCAACUUCCCUCUUAAGGACUCAGCAGCGCCAUCUGUGGCCGUUCUGCGCCACUGUCCCUCCUUUGACUAAGCGACACAGCAGUGACCCCGCGUGGCCGCUGUGCGCUAUUGUCCCUCCGCUUACCAAAUGUUGCACCAAAAGAGAUUAUUUUAAAGAAGACAUUAUUUUCAAGAAAAGAUUAUUCUAAAGGAGAAAUGCUUUCCGGAUGUGAGAGAUGACGGAAAAGACACAUUUUUUGCACAUUUAAACGUCAAAUAUAGAGAAAUGUAAUCUUUGUAGAGAAAAGUCACUUGUAGCCUAAAAAUUGUAAGGAGUGUGAAAAGUGUGAAUUUGCUGUUUUGGUGGAACACUGGAAAAGAUUCAUCAAUUUCAUCUCAUCUUUCUGACCUCUUUCUCUACUUCACGUUUGAAUCAUAUUUCCAUGGUGGCACUUUUCUGGCUCUUAUGUGUUCUGUUUUCAUGAAGUGAUGUUUGCCAAAACUUAUUUUGACUCACAGACUGUCGAGGCUGUGGAACAACGCGUGGCAGCGAUGGUCAAGUCUGUUCAUCGAUAGAAGGAGAGAUGCUGCGUCCUUUCUAAUAACUUUUUAAAUACAUUUGUAAUCCCGUGUCAAGCACAAAAACUCCAUCUGUUCGUUUUUUGUUUGUUUUUUUAGAUUAAAGACAUAGACUUCAACUAGACUGCCUUUAUUUUGAUAAUAAUAACCAUAAAAACAUCAGUCAGAAUAGAACAAGGUUGUCAAACUCAUUUUGUUUGAGGGCCACAAUGCAGUUAUGGCUGCCUUCAGAGGGCCGCUUGUAACAGUGAAAACAUUUAUUAUUAUUACACAAUUGCCUCAUAUUAUUUUUAUAACUGUCAUAUUACUACGCAAUUGCCUUUGCAUUUGAUUAUUAGAUUUUUGUAUAUACAA
This is a messenger RNA of Entelurus aequoreus (snake pipefish), 6560 nucleotides long. It is a transcript of the gene kcnh6a, whose product is annotated as potassium voltage-gated channel, subfamily H (eag-related), member 6a. Gene Ontology annotation, biological process: potassium ion transmembrane transport; membrane repolarization during action potential; regulation of ventricular cardiac muscle cell membrane repolarization. The transcript is spliced from 13 exons. The record is from RefSeq and is a predicted model, not a curated record. Lineage: Eukaryota; Metazoa; Chordata; Actinopteri; Syngnathiformes; Syngnathidae. Gene Ontology annotation, cellular component: membrane. The coding region runs from base 945 to 4211 and encodes 1088 amino acids. Gene Ontology annotation, molecular function: inward rectifier potassium channel activity.